AAAUCAACUUCUCUGGUGCUCUUCUUAUACCUUCGUCGCCUAUAAUCGAGCUCCAGCUUUUUUUGUUUUCUUCUCGAUUGCGACAGAAUAAUUGAGGAAGAAAUUGGAGAAUACGGCGCCGCUCGGCGGCAUCGCCGGGUAUCGUCGCGGUGGGAUGAAGGUCGCCAGCGUGCCUACUCCAACCUUGGCGAUCGUCACAUGCCACUCGCCUUGCACAGAUGAAGAGCCCAAGUAGCCUUAGCGUGCGUGCGCGGCCUUUCCUGUUGCCGGGGAUGGAGUCGUGGAAGCCACUUCGUAGACCCUGCCGAGUGCAGCGAAGCUCGGUCUCUCUGCCGGUGUGGUGCGUUGCCGUGCUGUGCCUUUCGUGUCUCAGUGGUGUCCUCGCCGACGAAUCCCAGACUCCACUGGUGCGGAUCGAAAACGGACUUCUCGCUGGCAAGCGAAUCUCGGUGUUGGGGAAGGAUGUAGACGCGUUCCUCGGCAUACCGUACGCUUUGCCCCCAAUAGGUAACCUGCGAUUCGAGAAGCCGCAGCCUGCCGAUGCUUGGGAAGGCACGUUUCAAGCCGUCAACAAGCCACCGCCAUGCCGUCAGCUGGACAUGCCCUUUUUGGCGGGUACACGUCUACACUAUUCCAACACUACCACGGAGGAUUGCCUGUACGCAAACGUGUGGAGGCCUUCGUCCAGCUGUCCCCACUCCGAGUCUUGCGGAGCCAAGCUACCCGUCAUCGUGUUUAUACACGGCGGAGCGUUGCAAUGGGGAGAUUCGAGUUUGUUCAUACAUGACCCGUCUGUGUUCGUCGCCGAAUCGGAUGUCGUGUUCGUCACGUUCAACUACCGUGUGAGCAUGUUCGGAUUCCUUUCUGCCAAGAACCCGGACCUUCCAGGUAACACUGGCAUGUGGGAUCAGGUUCACCUCUUGAAAUGGGUUCAGAAAAACAUCGAGAAAUUCGGUGGUGACCCUACAAUGGUGACGCUCAAAGGUCAGAGCGCCGGCGCCAUCACAGCCGGCCUGCACGCCACGUCUCCGCAAAGUAAGGGCCUCUUCAACCGAAUCAUCAUGGAAAGCAGCACGCCAUUAUCGCUGUUUCUCACCAUGAGUUUCAAUGUCGUCGGUCAAUUCGUGAACGUCGCCAACGCACACGGUUGCAUCGACAACUCGAAAGACUGGAGGGAGGAGACCCACGCCAUCGUCAACUGCCUCAGGAAAGUUGAAGCUGACACCAUUAUUGCCAAAUUGAAGGAGGAGACCACUUUCAAGCAGAUGUUCCCGAUGGUCUUCGGCGACCAGUUCUUUCCCAACGACCCCUUGGAUCCCGAAACGUACGCAAGUCUACACGUAAAAGAGAUUCUGCUGGGAACGACGACGGACGAAGGUACAGUCUUCCUCAACAACAUACGCAACGUAGCACCACAGUUUGAAGACUACAUAUCUGGAAACUACCGUCUUGCCGUGACACUGGCGUUGAAGACCAUGUUCAACAUUCCACUGUCCCACGCGCGCGAUAUCACGGUUGCCUACUUCGGAGAUCAGAGCGUGGAGCACAACAGAAAGUCCGUUAUCGACAUCGUCUGCGAGCUCUUUGCUGACGCCACGAUUUACUGCCCGACACUGAUGUUCGCGGAUGUUGUGACUCAGCGAGGCGUGAAGGCAUAUCGUUACGUAUUCGCCCACAGAGCCUCGGACAACUACUGGCCAGAGUGGAUAGGCGUCACACACGGGGACGACCUGCCUUACACAAUGGGUUCGUUACUCCUGCCUAAAGACGAGAACCUGUUUACUCCUCCAGUUGGACAAGACCUUCGUGACUUGGUUCUCAAGAAGACUCAUACCCAAGACGAAGAGGAGUUCGUCAAGCAGAUAGUAGCAAGUUGGACGGCGUUUGCGAAACAUGGCACGCCUGCAAUGGUGACACCUGGAGACAAGUGGCCCGCGCACAUGACCAGCAAUACGCUGCUUGUAAGCCUCAAGCCGAACAGCUUCAACGUGACAGCAGAACAGCGCAGGUCACGGUGCAACCUCUGGAAGCCGUUGCUGUUGCGCAAGUCUUCAUCGCACGCAUCGCAAAGCUCAUCUCAGCAAACCCCGAAAACCACUACCGCAAAACCCACUUCCAAGGCACCAAAGGCGAAGUUGUCACAGGAUAAGGCAAAUUCGGUCUUCAAGAAACGACCGUCGUCGAGUGCCAUCAAUCUUCCAUCAAGUCUGGUUACGGUUGCCCUCGCCUUUCUCACAGCUUCCCAAUGGUGAUGAAAGACUGUUGCACGAAUAUCUUUCCCCAAUUCCAUUGGCUGUUACGGAGCGCAGCGAGUGAGCCAACACCAGCUAUAUGAAGCAAGAACACGGUGCUCCGGCCAAAGUCAACCACGUCACGAAGUGUAAGCCGACAUGCCACGUAAUCAAAGCUAUACUCAACAUUUCGUGCUAAUGCUUUGUCUAAGCGCUGUUGGCAUUCGGAAACAUCGACCUCCAAAAGUGUGGUCGUGGCUACAGGUAUUACAGACUUGCGUCGUGAAGGCUAUUGCGAUGAAGAUGCGCAAUCCUAAGCUAAGGGGGUGUGUUGUGCACAACAGGUUGGUCGAGUCCUUGGUGAUAUCAUCCCCCUUAUGAAUGUCUUACUAUACAUGUAUUCAUUGCAUAUGUCAAGCCCAGUUUCAUCUAACACCCAAGAAAUGCCCUAAGAAAGAAACAGUAUUGGUUCCUAAUUCUUCGCCUAUCAAGUUUCUUCAAGGGUGAAUUUCUCGCCUGUGAGUAUGACGCGAAUAAAUAUCAACUAAUAAACAAUGUCCGACAAC
This is a messenger RNA of Rhipicephalus microplus (southern cattle tick), 2797 nucleotides long. Its product is annotated as acetylcholinesterase-1. The record is from RefSeq and is a predicted model, not a curated record. Gene Ontology annotation, molecular function: acetylcholinesterase activity. Gene Ontology annotation, biological process: acetylcholine catabolic process; choline metabolic process. NCBI's taxonomy places the organism in Eukaryota, Metazoa, Arthropoda, Arachnida, Ixodida, Ixodidae. Gene Ontology annotation, cellular component: plasma membrane.